AUGGGCGGCGAUCUGGAGACGUGGACAGGGAGGGCGCAUGGGGCCCUCACAUACCGCAUGACACAAAUCAUGACGGGGCACGGGGUGUUCGGGGCCUACCUGUAUAGGAUAGGACGGAUGAACACCCCGAUAUGCCUAUUUUGUCGAGCAGCCAAUGACACGGCGGGGCACACCCUCCUGUUCUGUCCAGCUUGGGCGGAGCAGAGGGUGGGCCUCUUAGAUAUAAUCGGAGUGGACAGAACGUUCAGGGCGGUGGUGAGGGCCAUUGUGCGCUCCCCCGAAGCGUGGGCCGUUUUUGCAACGUUUUGCGAGGCGGUUAUGAGGAGCAAGGAGGAGGACGAGCGCGCCCGCGAGCGGGAGCAGGCCGCUCCUCCGAACGGAUGA
This is a messenger RNA of Trachymyrmex cornetzi, 384 nucleotides long. RefSeq lists its product as uncharacterized. NCBI's taxonomy places the organism in Eukaryota, Metazoa, Arthropoda, Insecta, Hymenoptera, Formicidae. The transcript has a single exon. The record is from RefSeq and is a predicted model, not a curated record. Bases 1 to 384 code for a protein of 127 amino acids.